This is a messenger RNA of Orycteropus afer afer, 1291 nucleotides long. RefSeq names its product par-6 family cell polarity regulator alpha (gene PARD6A). Gene Ontology annotation, molecular function: protein kinase C binding. Gene Ontology annotation, biological process: regulation of cellular localization; establishment or maintenance of cell polarity; centrosome cycle. Gene Ontology annotation, cellular component: cell cortex; apical plasma membrane; nucleus. NCBI's taxonomy places the organism in Eukaryota, Metazoa, Chordata, Mammalia, Tubulidentata, Orycteropodidae. The record is from RefSeq and is a predicted model, not a curated record.
UUUGAAACCCAAUGGGUUUUUAGACUCCUGGGCGGGGCGCCGAGAGCCUGCCGGCUCGGCUGUGCACCUGCGCCUCGGCGGGCCGCCUGAGGCACAUCCCAGGCCCGCCCGGCCCUGCCAUGGCCAGGCCGCAGAGGACCCCAGCGCGCAGUCCCGACAGCAUCGUCGAAGUGAAGAGCAAAUUUGACGCCGAGUUCCGACGCUUCGCGCUGCCCCGUGCUUCCGUGAGAGGCUUCCAGGAGUUUUCGCGGUUGCUGCGUGCGGUGCAUCAAAUCCCGGGGCUGGACGUGCUGCUUGGCUAUACAGAUGCUCACGGCGACCUGCUGCCCCUCACCAACGACGACAGCCUACACCGGGCCUUGUCCAGCGGGCCCCCACCGCUACGCCUGCUGGUGCAGAAGCGGGAGGCUGACUCCAGUGGCCUGGCCUUUGCCUCGAACUCCCUGCAGCGUCGAAAGAAAGGGCUCCUGCUGAGGCCAGUGGCGCCCCUGCGCACGCGGCCACCCCUGCUCAUCAGUCUGCCCCAAGAUUUCCGCCAGGUUUCCUCUGUCAUAGAUGUGGAUGUACUGCCUGAGACACACCGCCGGGUGCGGCUGCACAAGCAUGGUUCAGACCGUCCUCUGGGCUUCUACAUAAGAGAUGGCAUGAGUAUGCGUGUAGCUCCCCAGGGCCUAGAGCAGGUUCCAGGCAUCUUUAUCUCACGCCUGGUACGUGGGGGCUUGGCUGAGCGUACAGGGCUGCUGGCAGUCAGUGAUGAGAUCCUUGAGGUCAACGGCAUUGAAGUGGCUGGGAAGACCUUGGAUCAGGUGACGGACAUGAUGGUUGCCAACAGCCACAACCUCAUCGUCACUGUCAAGCCUGCCAACCAACGCAAUAACAUAGUGCGGGGGGCAUCUGGGCGUCUGGCAAGGCCCACCUCUGCCCGGCCUGGGCCUCCUGAGCCUGACAGCGACGAUGACAACAAUGAUCUGGUCAUUGAGAACCGCCAACCUCCAUGUUCCAACGGGCUGUCCCAGGGGCCCCCAUGCUGGAACCUGCGCCCCAGCCGUUUACCUCCCAGUGUUCGAAGUUCUCUGCCCUCCCUGGAUGAUCAGGAGCAGGCCAGCUCUGGCUGGGGGAGGAGCAUUGGAGGAGAUGGUAGUGGCUUCAGCCUCUGACAGGCAGGGACUUAGCCCCUUGCCACUCCAGGCUACAGGGGCAUGGCAGAAAACUUCCCUGGUGGGGAUUUUUAGCUUGCUUACAGAGACUCCUCAGCCUGGGGAACAUUAAAGGUUUUCUACAAGUGCAGUCA